AUGAUGGAGCAUCAGUAUCUCGACGCGCUGGUCGUCGGUGCUGGAUUUGGCGGCAUCUACCAGUUGAAGAAACUGUUGGAUCAGAACCUCUCGGUCAAGCUGAUUGACAUGGCCGGGGAUUUUGGCGGGACUUGGUACUGGAAUCAAUAUCCUGGCGCAAUGUCCGACACGGAAUCAUUUCUGUACAGAUACUCCUGGGACGAGGAGGACCUGAGGAGCUACCCCUGGAACCGUUAUUAUCUGCAGGGACCCGAAAUCCUGGCCUACCUGCAGAACGUUGUGAAGCGCUAUGGUCUCCGCCAACACGCCCAGUUCAACACCGAGCUCACCAAAGCCCAGUGGGACGAUGCGGAGGGGCGAUGGACGGUCGAAACCUCGACCGGGCACAUCUUCAAGCCCAAAUACCUCGUCACUGCGCUUGGGUUGCUGUCCAGACAGAAUUUCCCCGACAUCCCGGGCAUCGAGACGUUCAAAGGCGACCUGCAUCACACGGCGCGCUGGCCGAAAGGCCUCGAUCUACGCGGCAAACGCGUCGGCGUGAUCGGAAACGGGUCGACAGGGGUCCAGGUGAUCACGGCGAUUGCGAAGGAAGUGGAGCAGCUGGUCUGUUUCCAGAGGACGCCACAGUACAGUGUGCCGAGCGGCGAUCGAGAGGUGCCGCCCGGCUACCGAGAGGAUCUGAAUCGGCGAUACACCGAGGUUUGGCAGCAGGCGAAAAAUAGCAUGUUCGCGUUCGGGUUUGAAGAGAGCACUCGCCCGACCUUCAGCGUGGGCCGGGAGGAGCGGGAAAAGAUCUUCGAGGAAGCGUGGCAGAAGGGCGGCGGCUUCCGGUUCAUGUUCGAGACGUUCUGUGACAUUUCGUACGACGAGGCCGCCAACGAAGAAGCGGCCUCGUUUAUCAGACGCAAGAUUGGCGAGAUCGUCAAGGAUCCCGAGAAGGCAAGGAAACUAAUGCCCUCCGGCUACCACGCUCGCAGACCGCUCUGCGACACAGGGUACUACCAGCAAUUCAACCGAGACAACGUCGACGUGGUCGACUUGAAGGAGACCCCGAUCACCAGAAUCACGCCGGCCGGGAUCGAGCUCAGCAAUGGCCACGUCUGCGAGCUGGACGUGAUCGUGUUCGCCACGGGUUUCGACGCCGUCGACGGCAACUAUACCCGCGUCGCGAUCCGGGGUCGAGACGGGAACUCACUCAAGGAGCACUGGGCGGAGGUCGGACCCACUUCCUACCUGGGAAUCUCGGUCCCCGACUUCCCCAAUAUGUUCAUGAUCCUUGGGCCCAAUGGGCCCUUCACGAACCUGCCUCCCACCAUUGAGACGCAGGUCGAGUUCAUCUCCGAUCUGAUCGAGGUUGCAGAGCAAGGACUGACAAGGACUGGCAGUAAUGUAAGUGGUCUGACUGACGGGGCCGAGCCCAACGGCCAUGUCAACGGCGACGGUCAAGGCGAAGGCACAGGCGAGGCCGGUAGUAAACGAGGCCAACAUCUUGCGCUCGAGCCCACCAGGGAAGCCGAGGAGGAGUGGACCGAUCUCUGCGACAAGUUGAGUGCUAACAGUCUCUUCCGUAAGACGGAUUCAUGGAUUUUCGGCUCCAACGUGGCAGGCAAGAAGCCGGCCGUCAUGUUCUACUUCGCAGGACUGGCCAACUACAGAAAAGCUCUGAAGGAUGUCCUGGAGAAUGACUUGAAGGGCUUCAAGCAGUAUGUCCAUGUUUAG
This is a messenger RNA of Capronia coronata CBS 617.96, 1719 nucleotides long. RefSeq names its product cyclohexanone monooxygenase. The transcript is spliced from 2 exons. Lineage: Eukaryota; Fungi; Ascomycota; Eurotiomycetes; Chaetothyriales; Herpotrichiellaceae. The record is from RefSeq and is a predicted model, not a curated record. The coding region runs from base 1 to 1719 and encodes 572 amino acids. Gene Ontology annotation, molecular function: NADP binding; N,N-dimethylaniline monooxygenase activity; flavin adenine dinucleotide binding.